Molecule: messenger RNA, 1122 nt
Organism: Fusarium graminearum PH-1
Lineage: Eukaryota; Fungi; Ascomycota; Sordariomycetes; Hypocreales; Nectriaceae
Exons: 1
Coding region: 1-1122 (373 amino acids)
Molecular function (GO): oxidoreductase activity, acting on NAD(P)H
Source: RefSeq, a predicted model, not a curated record
AUGCUCUCCGAGGGCAACCACGAGACUCGCAUCAUUCAGGAGCCAUACAUACCUAAAAGCGCACAAUCACUGGUUGAUGUGCAGUACUCAGGAAUUAACCCUGCCGAUACGCGUCACAUGUACAUGAAUAUGACAAACUACGUUGCUGGUUAUGAGUUCACAGGAACCGUCAAGCAAAUCGGUCCAGAAUCCCCCUUUAAGAUUGGUCAAGAUGUUUUCGGUAUUUCACUCAUGUACGACCGUCGACCUAAUUAUCUCGGCGCUCAUCAGAGCUUUCUUCUCGCAGAACCUUUGAUGACGUUUCUGAGACCAGACCAUCUCGAUCCCAUCACAGCCGUAACGCUUCUCGCCGGUGGAGGCACGGCGAUGGACGGCCUCUUCAAUGUCCUGGGAUAUGGGUUUUCACCUGCUGAUAUUCCUGGCGACAACCCAAAAGAUGAACCGAUCCUCAUCUGGGGUGGUGCUGGCAGUGUUGGGCAAGCCGCUAUCCAACUUGCAAAAGCAGCUGGUUUCUACCCGAUUAUUACGACUGCCUCAACACAAAACCAUGAGACAAUGAAGGGAAUCGGUGCAAGUCACACAUUUGACUACAAGAGUCCAACUGUUACAAAAGACAUUCGGUCUUUGCUUGAGUCCUCGGGCUGGUCGCUGAAAACUGUCUUUGACGCAGUUUCCACAGGUCUGGGAGUUUUCGAAGGCCUCACACAAGAGCAAGAGAAAGAAAUUCAGGACAAAUACGACCAAAGUUCAUCCGGCAUGGCUCGUCAAUGUUGCGAUCCCAAGGUCCCCUCAAGCGAGUUGCGUCUGACUUCUGUUCUUCCAGUCAAGAAAGAUCCGACUUAUGCAUUUUGUCUCAACUUCCGUCCUGUAGAGGUUCUGGACAUCGGCAAUGAAGGGGCUGAGUGGAGUGAAGAAUUCAAGCAGGCUGAAGUAGCCAAGAUGAAAACGUGGCAGGCGCGCAUUGAGAAAGGAAUCGAAUGGCUGGUUCAGAAUCAUGAACAAUACUGGGAACCGCCCAGGACCAGGGUUGUCAAGGGCGUGGAAGAAGGUCUCCAAGGAAUUCGCGAUGUUUGGCAGGGCAAGGUCAGCCGUGAGAAGCUUAUUAUUGACCACCGUCUUUAA